AUGCUUGUUACCAACGCUCUAUUGCGGUUUUUUGUCGGCUUGUUGUUGCCUGGUCGGUUGAUGCUGAUCGACUUCGUUGGUUCAAUGGAUGGAAGCCCCAAAACUAGUUCUUCUUUAGGAUUCGGGGAAAGGGACGACGAGGUCUGUUUGCUGGUUGCUAGUUUGACUCAUCGGAACGGUGAAAGUGCUACUGCAAUUGUUACUGCUGUUAGAGUUUAUUUGUUUAUUCUUGUGGACCAUAUGUAA
This is a messenger RNA of Enterobius vermicularis (human pinworm), 246 nucleotides long. Lineage: Eukaryota; Metazoa; Nematoda; Chromadorea; Rhabditida; Oxyuridae. The record is from the annotation of a GenBank genome assembly.